Molecule: messenger RNA, 2381 nt
Organism: Phragmites australis (common reed)
Lineage: Eukaryota; Viridiplantae; Streptophyta; Magnoliopsida; Poales; Poaceae
Exons: 13
Coding region: 279-1979 (566 amino acids)
Biological process (GO): intracellular signal transduction; peptidyl-serine phosphorylation
Molecular function (GO): ATP binding; protein serine/threonine kinase activity
Source: RefSeq, a predicted model, not a curated record
GCCAACGUGGCCGCGUGCUCGCUGCCGCCGCUUCGCUUCGCCUCCUCUCCGCUCCCGCAGCCGCGAAUCGAAGAAGCCACGGCACCACGCCCACUUGCCUCGAGCGCAAAUUUUACGCCAGCAGAUCGCGCGGCGCUCGUGCUCGUGCUCCCGCUCCAAACCCUACCCAACCACCAGAUCCGGAGAUCCCGCGCGGAGGCGGAGGCGGAGGCGCACCCACCCUACCCGCCAAUGGCGCCUCCUCGUCCUCGGCUCUGAUCCGAUCCGCCGCCGCGCCAAUGGAUUCCGCCCGGAGCUGGCUCCAGAAGCUGCAGCCGCGGGACAAGGACAAGGAGCGGGGCAAGCCUGCGGCGGCGCCGUCGCCCACCGGUGGCUCCGCGAGGAUGGCCGCGGCCGGGGAGGAGACGCUGUCCAGCGCCACCAAGCAGAAGGUGGUGGCGGCCAAGCAGUACAUCGAGAACCACUACAAGGCGCAGAUGAAGUCGCUCCAGGAGCGCAAGGAGAGGCGUUGGAUGUUGGAGAGGAAGCUAGCAGAUGCUGAUGUAUCUGAAGAAGAGCAGAGCAAUAUCCUGAAGGAUUUGGAGAAAAAGGAGACAGAAUACAUGCGCCUACGGAGGCAUAAAAUGGGUGUUGAUGAUUUUGAAUUGCUGACCAUUAUUGGGAGAGGUGCAUUUGGGGAGGUGAGACUUUGUAGAGAAAAAGCUACAUCCAAUGUGUAUGCAAUGAAAAAGCUUAAUAAGUCUGAAAUGUUACGAAGAGGCCAGGUUGAGCAUGUGAGAGCUGAAAGGAACCUCCUUGCAGAGGUUGAUAGUGCUUAUAUAGUUAAGCUCUACUGCUCAUUUCAAGAUGACGAGUUUCUGUACCUCAUUAUGGAGUAUCUUCCUGGUGGUGACAUGAUGACUCUACUCAUGCGCAAGGACAUACUGACAGAGGAUGAAUCUAGAUUUUAUGUUGCAGAGACAAUACUAGCAAUUGAAUCCAUUCACAAGCAUAGUUAUAUUCAUAGGGAUAUCAAGCCUGAUAAUUUGUUGUUAGACCGAAGUGGUCACCUGAAGCUUUCAGAUUUUGGCUUAUGCAAACCUCUAGACAGCAGUUGCUUCCCAAAUCUGAGUGAUCUUGACUGUGCUGUGGGAAAGAACACCAAUCCAUCAUCAGAUGGCGAUAAGCAAUUAAGUAACUCUAGUGCUCCCAGGCGAACACAACAGGAACAGCUAUUGCAUUGGCAGAAGAAUCGGCGGAUGUUGGCUUAUUCUACUGUUGGUACACCUGAUUACAUUGCUCCGGAGGUAUUAUUGAAGAAAGGAUAUGGGAUGGAAUGUGACUGGUGGUCACUUGGGGCCAUUAUGUACGAGAUGCUUGUGGGGUAUCCGCCGUUUUAUUCUGAAGAUCCAAUGUCAACAUGCAGGAAGAUAGUGAAUUGGAGAAGUCAUCUAAAAUUCCCUGAAGAGGCCAGACUUUCACCUAAAGCUAAAGAUCUCAUUAGCAAGCUUUUGUGUAACGUGGAUCAGAGACUUGGAUCAAAAGGUGCACAUGAGAUAAAGGCACAUCCAUGGUUUAGAGGCGUUGAGUGGGAGAAACUAUAUCAGAUGGAAGCAGCUUUUAUUCCUGAGGUUAAUGAUGAGUUGGACACACAAAAUUUCGAAAAGUUUGAGGAGGCAGCUCCUCCGAUGCAAACUUCAUCAAAGGCGGGUCCUUGGAGAAAGAUGCUUUCCUCCAAGGACGUAAAUUUUGUUGGUUAUACGUACAAGAAUUUUGAAAUAGUGAAUGAUCCCGAACUUCCAGGAAUUGCUGAGUUAAAGAAAAAGAACAAGCCAACACGACCAACCAUCAAAUCAUUAUUUGAGACUGCUGAUACUGAAGAUCAGCCUUCUGAAGGCAGUUUCUUGAACCUACCCAUGCAAUUGGAGAUGCCGGAGAGCCUUGAGCCCUCACCUCACUCCAGUAUAUCUUCCGAGGAUUCCCAAGCACGUCAUAGGUAGCAGAUGUAUGUUUUCUGGCACCUGUCAGCUGUGAGUUGAGGCGGAAAAAGGUGGGCCUUUCACAAGCAGAUGGAUGGCUAUCUGCAGGAUCAAGUGGCUAUUCCGAGGAGGAGAACAAGCCCCAUAAAGUUUGCUUUUGAGUAGCUGUUUGAGGUGCCCCAGUAGCCAUUUAAUAUGGCAGCACGGCAUCCUGUACAUUGUUACUAGUUUUUGAAAUUUCUUUGCCAACAACCCGAGCAGGUUGGUUGAUAUAGAAAGGGAGGUAUUUGUUCUCUCCUGUAAAUUUCUGGAUUGUGUUGCUGAGAUUCAUUCUUUCGUUGGAGCGUGCCAUGGGGUAUGCUGCCAGUUUCUUUUGCCCCGCAGGAAUCUGCAUUUCACAUCAUUGUUAUAAGAUUUACGACA